UUUCCGUUAGGGAGCCCGGGCGGCCUCCGGCUGCGGCGGCAGCAGCGCGCCCUGCGCCCCCUCCCGCCCAGUCCCCUCCCCCUGUGGCUCUCGCUCGCCCUCUUCCCUCCCCCGGCAGCGUCGGCCGCCUCCGGGUGCGCAGGGCAGCGCUCGGCACGCGAACCCCUCCUGCAGGCGCCCCGGCGCCACUCGAGCGUCGAGCCCCGGGCGCGCGUGUCGUCCCCCCCCGCCCCGCAGCCGCCGAGCGACGAUGAGCCGAGGCGCGGGGGUCGCGGAGAGCAGUGAUGAUCGCAGUGCCUCUUCAGAAGAAAAAGAUUGCCCCAGUUGCAACCUAGAUACUUCAAAGGACUCUAAAUCAGGUGACGACAGCAGUUCUGAGAGCAGUUUGGAAAGUGAAUCUGAUAACGAGGAGCCAAAACCAGAAAAAACAAAUGGGGAGCUAAGAGAGUCUUCCACCGAGGAAGCGUCUAAUCAGGUUGAAGAAUGGGAGGGUAAAGAAUUGCCCACAGAUCAUUUUAAUUCAGAAUUUAAUGAAAUCCAAUCUCACUGUGAACACUGUAAUGCUGAAAAUAAACACAAUGAACUAGUGACCCCCAGGCUCCUUUCCCGGGGACAGUUUUUACUGAAGGUGGACACAGAGGGAACUUACCAGUGCACGGAGACUGGUCUGAUAUUUGAGGUUAACAGAAAAGUUGACAUCAAGUAUUGCGUCCUGUCCUGGAGCAAAUACGCGGACCUGGUUGUGAAGCCCUGGGUUGUCGGUGGACCCUUGUUUGAUGUUAAAUGUGACCCAACCUGUCUUACCUCCAUUCAUUUUCCACAUUCCCUCUGCUUGGGUCACUGCGAUGCCAACAUGAUGUUCAAAGUCUUACAUGUUAAAAGUACUGGGGCCUUGUUAGAAUAUACUGUGGACCAUUCUGCAACCCAUGUCAAAUGGCACGUGAGCUCUCUUUCUCCUGUGGGACCUGUUAUUCAAAGCGAAGAAACAGUAUUCCACCACGGGGCCGUGAUCCUGUACAAAGCCAUCGACCAUAACCCAUCCUUGUCUUUUCGAGUGUACAUAGCAACCAAUAAUGAGUCCUUCAUCAAGGAUAUUUCCAAGUCUGUAAAGCACUCCUCUAAGAAAUUCAUGAAAAUCGACAAGCCUCCUGUUUGCCAGAAGUUGUUGCAGAAUGGGAAGAAGUACAGGCUGAUCAGUGAGCCAGAAGCUGAAAUCACCCCCGAGGAAAUUGAAUUUGUGGAUGGUUCACUUUUAAAAUUGAAAAGUUAUAGUGAAGUGUAUUUGGAGCAACCAGCGGAGUUUAAAUUACUUUUGGUUGAAAUGGAUUCCGAGGAAAUUGUAUGGAAAGCAAAACUGAGAGAGUGUGACUGGGUUCAGCAUGAUCAGAACCCGAACGUUUCGAAAAGCGGCACAAGUGGUAAUAGGAGACGAAAAAUGAGUAGCAGCUUACCUGAUGAGGUGGUCUAUGAUAAAAGAAUGAAGCAGAUUGACACUUCAGAUGGAGUGAAGACUAAAACCUUGUUAACAGACACUCAGUUGAUUAACCUUGCUGAGAAGUUGGGGAAGGAGUGGGUAAAGAUUGCCAUUGCCAACCUGAAGUUGAAGAUUAGCGAUAUUGAUGCUAUCCUGGAGAAGAAAGAAGAUGUCACGAUCAAUAAGUUUAGGAUGCUGAAGAGGUGGCAAGAAAAGGAGCAGAGUAACGCCACAGCUCAGAAUUUAUGGAACUGCUUGAAAAACGUCAGUUCAGUUGAAGUCCAAGAUGUGCUGAAAGGUUUCUUACAGGAAACGUGAAGUUUGGAAGAUGAGCUGGAAAAGGAAGCUUCAGGAACUUUUACCUGCAAAGACCCUCGCCGUGGUAAUUGGGUGUAGGCUCCGGAACCUAGAGCUGCACAGCCUGUGGAAGCAGCUCCUUUCACAGGCUGCCCACAGCUCACAUUAUUCAGGGGCAAAGGGAAUGAAAUAUUUGGAAACCUUGAGGAAGAAAAAAACCUCUGCAAUAUCAAGAUUUUUUUUUUUUGUAC
Eubalaena glacialis (North Atlantic right whale) is the source of this 2022-nucleotide messenger RNA. Its product is annotated as NACHT, LRR and PYD domains-containing protein 1b allele 3-like. Lineage: Eukaryota; Metazoa; Chordata; Mammalia; Artiodactyla; Balaenidae. The transcript is spliced from 17 exons. The coding region runs from base 251 to 1792 and encodes 513 amino acids. Gene Ontology annotation, cellular component: THO complex part of transcription export complex. The record is from RefSeq and is a predicted model, not a curated record. Gene Ontology annotation, biological process: regulation of DNA-templated transcription elongation; mRNA export from nucleus; signal transduction. Gene Ontology annotation, molecular function: protein binding.